GGCCUCCUCUGCGCCCCUCCUCUCCCUCGCGCGGCGCCCGCCUGACGCCGCGGCCUCGCCUCGUCACCGACGCCUCGCUCCUCCGUCUCCGCCUCUCCCUCGUCGGCCCACGGCAAGCCACGCCGACCGGAUCGACCAUCGCCGCCGACCGGGACGACCACGCCGGACGCCAUCGCCGCUCCUCCCCUGCGUCGCCGUCGAUCCGCGCCACCGCGACCUCCCCGGAGCUCCACGAGCCUCGCCCCCAUCGUCCUCUUCUCCACUCCGUCGUCGAUCGUCCCCGUCCUCCUCCCCAAGGGUCACCCCCGAGCCUCGACGCCCUUGUGCCCCUGCAAACGCCGGUGAGGCCCCCGGCCUCCCUUCCCCUCUGUUACUCGCGCCGUCCCGCUGUCGUUCACGCGCCGCCCGGUGCUCGUGCUCGCGGUGAGCACGCGCGCACCCGCGCGCUAGCCUCGCCUGUUGUCCGCACCGUCGUCCGCCCCGGUGCGCUCCGCGCUCGGCCGCGCCCCCGCGCCCCUGGUGCUGCUCCCCCGCCUCCCUGCCGCCCUAUCGCCGCAGCGCCAUCGGCCACCGCGGCCGCCCUGGCCACCGGCCUCGCCUCGCCGCACUCUCUGCGGGCGAGCGCCCAUCCAGGCGCCCGCGCCCGCUAG
This is a messenger RNA of Aegilops tauschii subsp. strangulata, 650 nucleotides long. NCBI's taxonomy places the organism in Eukaryota, Viridiplantae, Streptophyta, Magnoliopsida, Poales, Poaceae. The record is from RefSeq and is a predicted model, not a curated record.